AUGUGGGCAAAUGGAAUGCUGGAUAUUACAAACAUGCAUCUUUUGGCUGUGGCUGAUGUCAGAAAUGAAUGUGAGCGAAGUGAAGAUUUAGCUUGGUUUGGACAUGACCCCCAUGCACCUCUUCCUCCAGAUGAUGGACUAUCGACAGUAGAGGUCAAUGAACUUGACAUUAACCUUCCAGAAGAGUUGAUUCAAACAUUGUAUUUAGAGGUAGAUCCAACUAGGGAAUCACAAACAUUUGGUGUUGAUAUAUAUCAUGAAGCCAUGGGCAUUAUUGAAAACUUUAAUUUGUAA
Paramuricea clavata is the source of this 294-nucleotide messenger RNA. The record is from the annotation of a GenBank genome assembly. NCBI's taxonomy places the organism in Eukaryota, Metazoa, Cnidaria, Anthozoa, Malacalcyonacea, Plexauridae.